AUUGAUGUCUUCAAGAACAGUCUCGACUGAGGUACGUCCGAAUGGGUCAACGUUCGAUUAUGUUUCAUAUCGUGUACAAUUCGACAUGAAAAAAGCCAUUCUUGUCUGGUAAGAUGCUAGCGGGCCCACUGAGAAAAUGUAGAAGGAUCUGGACUGGUUUGCUUUUUUGCGCUUCAAUAGUGUUGUUAGUGUUAUGGAUCGUUUCCUCUAGACAUAAUGAAAUACAUCCUAAACACAUUUUCAGGAAAAACAAUCAAGAAGAAUACAUAGAUAAAAAUGGCGUGAAAGUAGUUAUAGGCCAUUAUAUUGGCAACCCUGUAAGAAAAAUUCCAAAUGCUACAUACGACAUGAUUAACUCGAACAAUUUCAACCCGCAACCAAACGCAGGAAGAAACGGAAAUCCGGUCAUAAUUGAGCCGAAGGAUUUACUGGAAAUGCAACAACUGUUCCAAAUAAAUCGAUUUAACUUGUUAGCUAGCGAUAAAAUCCCUUUGAAUCGAUCGCUCCCCGACUACAGACGAAAAAAGUGUGAAUCGAAAUUUGAUGAUUACCUAACUUAUCCAAAAACAAGCGUAAUUAUCGUUUUCCAUAACGAAGCUUGGUCGACUUUACUGCGAACCGUAUGGAGUGUAAUCAAUCGUUCUCCUCGUCAAUUGCUAUCGGAGAUUAUUUUAGUGGACGAUGCCAGUGAAAGAGCGUUCCUAAAGCGUCCUCUGGACCAAUACGUCUUAUCCCUGCCAGUAAAGACGCUGAUUCUACGUAGCACUCAGCGCAUAGGCCUAAUAAAGGCACGACUUAAAGGAGCUAGAAUCGCUACGGGAGAAGUGCUAACAUUUCUGGAUGCACACUGCGAGUGCACGCAAGGAUGGCUAGAAAGUCUAUUAUCUGUGAUAAAAAAUGAUAGAAAAACUGUCGCUUGUCCAGUUAUAGACAUUAUUCACGAUGAUUCGUUUGCAUAUAUCAAAAGCUUCGAGCUUCAUUGGGGAGCUUUUAAUUGGAACUUACAGUUUAGAUGGUAUACACUGGGUGGUCGAGAGAUGUUUCAAAGAAAAAUAGAUGCAACUACACCGUUUCCUUCUCCAACCAUGGCUGGUGGCCUUUUUGCCAUUGACAAAAAGUACUUUUUUGAAAUCGGGUCAUAUGAUGAGAACAUGAAUAUUUGGGGCGGCGAAAACUUGGAGAUGUCUUUUAGAGUCUGGCAGUGCGGUGGGAGAAUUGAAAUUGCUCCCUGUUCACACGUGGGUCACAUUUUUCGGAAGUCCUCACCAUAUUCAUUUCCUGAAGGCAUUAAUAAAACGCUCUUUGCCAAUCUAGCCAGAGUGGCAUUGGUUUGGAUGGAUGAAUGGGCAAAUUUGUAUUUCAAGUACAACGAGCAUGCGAGACUAAUGAAGCAGAGUCAGGAUGUUACUUCGAGAUUGGCGUUACGAAAACGACUCCAAUGCAAGAGCUUUGAAUGGUAUUUGGACAAUGUUUGGCCGCAGCAUUUCUUUCCGAAAGAUGAUCGCUUUUUCGGUCGGGUGAGAAAUGUUGAGGAAGAUUUAUGCCUUUGGAAACCGGAAAGGAAAGGACUUUCCAAUCAACCUAUGGGUCUAGCUAAGCUUGAUAGAUGCUUGGAAGAUGACGUACCUGAAGAAAUGUUUGUGAUGACUCAAGACGGUUUCAUCAUGACCGAUGAUUCCAUUUGUCUGGAUGCACCUGAAAAAGAAGGUUUGGGUCCAAUGAAAGUGAGAAUCAUGGCAUGUAGCUCGUAUUCUAGACAGAAAUGGGAAUAUGACAAACACAGUCAAGAAUUGCGGCAUUUGACAAACAAAAAAUGCUUGGAUACGUAUAGUUCCGAAUUACUAGUAGAUAGCUUAAUUAUUAAGGAUUGCAAUGGGAAAGAUAGUCAAAAAUGGAAACUGGAAGCCGUAAAUUGGAAAUAGAUCCGCAAAAAGGCAAAGAUGUUUUCUGUACAUAUAAAAAGUAAUUUGCAACGCAAUCGAAAGAAAGCAAGCAUAUUUCAAGAGAUUUGUACAUUGUUGUCCUGAAUAAUUUAAAAUUAUAAAUGUCACAGAACACAGAUAUUAACAAGAACAUGAAUACAUAUGUUAAAAGAGGCAAAAAGAAAAACUCAGCCUGCUCGUACAUAAACACUUUUUGUACAAUUUCAUACAAAUUUUACCUGUUUUCAAUAUUGCGGAAGUAUCAAUUUUGAGCCUAAGAGCUCUAGCUAAAAGAGUCUAUUUUUUGCCCUCUGGAAUUUGCAGAAAGUCAGCUAUAAAAAUUCUAACAUUAUUAACCCAGAUUUACAAAAUUAUUUGCAACGCAAUCGAAGGAAAACAAACAUAUUAGCAAGAAUAUGCAGAUGUUAAAAGAGGCAAAAUGCUAAAAAAAUCAGCGUGCCCUUACACUAAAACUUCUUUGCCUAAUCUAAUGCAAACUUUACUUUUGUUAAGGUGAAACUUUUAAUUUUGCGUCUAGGAGCUGAGAAACUUAUUGUUUUGCCUUCUAUUUGCAAAACAUUGCAUUGUUAUCUGAAGCCAUGAAACUAUACGAGUCUCUUAAUAUAUCUUAUUACAUUAAGAGCAAGAAGUACGAUUUUUUUAGAGCAAAAAAGUCGCUUUUACUUACCAACUUAGAAUUAAUAAUAAUAAAUACAAAUAAAAUUAAAGUCGCACUAAUCAAA
Molecule: messenger RNA, 2665 nt
Organism: Dendroctonus ponderosae (mountain pine beetle)
Lineage: Eukaryota; Metazoa; Arthropoda; Insecta; Coleoptera; Curculionidae
Product: polypeptide N-acetylgalactosaminyltransferase 3
Exons: 10
Coding region: 114-1922 (602 amino acids)
Cellular component (GO): Golgi apparatus
Source: RefSeq, a predicted model, not a curated record